GCCAAAGUUCAUCGUGAAAAUCAUGACCCUCGCGCUGUACAACAAUGUACACUCUUGAGCAUCAAAACUGGGGGUUGUUCAGAGGAUUGUUCUUACUGUCCCCAGUCUUCUAGAUACAAAACGUCCGUGAAAGCACAAAAAUUAAUGGACACAGAUGAAGUUCUUGUGGCGGCAAGAAAGGCUAAAGAAGCUGGAAGCACAAGGCUAGUACAGGGAUUGCUUCUGUUAGAAUCGUUCUGCAUGGGUGCGGCUUGGCGAGACCUCCAUGGACGCAAAUCAAAUUUCAACAAAAUAUUGGGAUAUGUUAAGGAAAUAAGGUCUAUGGACAUGGAAGUAUGUUGCACUUUGGGCAUGUUAGAUGCCGGACAAGCCAAAGCACUCAAAGAAGCGGGCUUAACCGCGUACAACCAUAAUCUUGAUACUUCUCGUGAAUAUUAUCCAAAGAUCAUAACUACUCGUUCAUACGAUGAGCGUCUAACGACAAUCGCUAAUGUCCGCGAAGCAGGCAUUCACGUAUGCUCUGGGGGAAUUAUUGGUUUGGGCGAAACGCCAGAAGACCGCAUCAGCAUGUUACAUACGUUAUCAACAAUGCCGAAGCAUCCCGAGUCGGUUCCGAUCAAUGCGUUAUUGGCUGUAGAGGGUACUCCCCUAGAGAAACAAGAGCCUGUUUCCAUUUGGGAGAUGGUUCGAAUGAUUGCUACAGCAAGAAUAAUCAUGCCAAAAUCAAUGGUUCGGCUUUCUGCUGGACGUGUGCGGUUUUCUCAACCCGAGCAGGCCUUGUGUUUCUUUGCAGGUGCAAAUUCUAUUUUCACUGGUGAUACUCUUUUGACGACUCCGAACAAUGCCUUCAACGAAGAUCAAGAAAUGUUUAGAAUACUUGGUCUUGUUGCCAAGCCAGCAAAUCUUGGAGAAAACGAGUCCAGUUUACCAAUAGAAGAAAAGACCGUAGUGAAUUCUAGCAGCGUAUCAAUUUGA
Molecule: messenger RNA, 975 nt
Organism: Paraglomus occultum
Lineage: Eukaryota; Fungi; Glomeromycota; Glomeromycetes; Paraglomerales; Paraglomeraceae
Source: the annotation of a GenBank genome assembly